AUGUCGUUGAGCAUCGAGAACACGCACCUAUUCGACCAUUAUCUGAACUACACAUAUAAAACGAUAUCAUGUGGCUCAGAUACUGACAGCGCCUUCCGGAUCAUUGUCCCUGAAUUAGCCGCCCAAUUCCCAUUCUUGCUUCAUGGGAUGCUAGCCUGUUCGGCGCUCCACCUGGCUUCCAGCAACCCCCAGAAUCAACGAUCAUACAUGCUCCAGGCAAUCCGACAUCAAGACCAAGCACUUCCAGCAUUCCACCUGGCAACUAUGCAGGUCGACACGAAUAAUUCUCAAGCAAUACUGGCCUAUGCAUUCUUCCUCGUCGUCUACGGCCUAAGCUCCGAAAGUGAAGACGAGAUAUUGUUUCUCGGUAAUGACCGGGAAGCAAGCUCCCCGUCUUCGAACUGGAUUAGUCUUUUGCGCAAUGGCUGCUCAAUGCUGUGCAAUGUCUGGACUGAAUUAACACAGGGGUCAUUAGCUCCAUUCACAGCAAUAUGGCGGGAUGAUCUCAGCUUCGCUGCUGACCCGAGUGAUACAUUACUUGUAUCAUUGUUGUCUGCCAUGCCAGACUCAAGCGAAGCUGUUGCUUACGACCAGAUAUUGUCGGAUAAUAAUAUGUAUAUAUACCGCGAUGCAGCUCUCAAGUUGGCGGAAGCAUUUGAGUUCAUACGACGAUUUGGCGCGACGUUGAGUGUUUGGGAUGCUCUGAGUUCGUGGCUGACUCGGGUGUUGCCCGAGUACUUUGAUUUGUUAGAUCAUAAUCACCCGGGGGCAUUGCUACUCUUGGCUUAUUACGCUGUUCUACUGAAGCCACUCCAAACAGAGUGGUUUCUAAGGGGCCGGGUUACGAAGUUGAUGGAUGAAAUUGGACGACGGCUGGAUGGGGACUGUUCUCUGCACAUAUGGAAUUUGUUUUUGGUUGCCCAGCGAGAAUUUCUUUCUUAA
Molecule: messenger RNA, 942 nt
Organism: Penicillium concentricum
Lineage: Eukaryota; Fungi; Ascomycota; Eurotiomycetes; Eurotiales; Aspergillaceae
Exons: 1
Coding region: 1-942 (313 amino acids)
Biological process (GO): regulation of transcription by RNA polymerase II
Molecular function (GO): DNA-binding transcription activator activity, RNA polymerase II-specific
Source: RefSeq, a predicted model, not a curated record